AUGAUAGUCCUACUAUUGGCGUUCCUUCCACUGUGUAUCUGUACUACACCUUAUCUUCUGCGUUCAUAUCCAACCGAGUCGACUGUAGUUCAGUUCCCAUUCAAGAAUGUGCCAUGUGAGGAACCAAUUAAAAAACUGGAAUUUUUACAAAAUACUGAUGUUGAUUCUUUAAACCAUACUGAAUGUUCUCAUAAUGAAGAUGAGUCGCUUCUCAUAUGUAAAUUAGGUGUUGGUAAUACCACUGAUUCACUUAAGCUUGACAAUUAUCCAAUCGAUAAAAUCACUAUAGUUAUUCUAUUUGUUCAACAAUUUCUAUCAGUUAAACCAAUACCUCGUGUACUCGACUUAUGUUUUCUAAAUCGUUUCAGUCAGCCAUUACAAGAACUGGCUAUCUGUGGUUACCAACCAAGUAUAAAUGUUCAGAACCAAUAUCCUUAUCUACACAUUCUCGAUGUUCCUACACUCGCGAUUGCUGCUUCAAACAUUCACACUUUAUUAAUCAGUGGUAUCUGUGUUGAUGUAUGGCAAAGUGUCGAAUUGCGUCAAAUGAAAUCUUUAAAACAUUUAUUAAUCAUUCAAGGCGCUACUAUGCAAAUGAGGUAUUAUCAUUCUCCACAUUGUGCUGAUUGUGUCGAUGCGCAUCCGAAAGCAGAUUACUCAUUUCAUUAUCUGAUUCAUCUGUCCUCACAAUUAACCUAUUUCCUCUACGAUUCUCCAUAUAAAUACACUUCGUGCCAGUAUGAUUUAUUGAAAACCAUACGUUCGGAUCUAAAGCAAAUUUCCACGUUUAUCGUUGCUUCAGACUCAUUUAACGCAGAUUUGGAUAAUCCCAUAUGUAAAACUUGUCAGAGUGGUUUAUGUCCACUAUUAGCUGUGUGUCUUGACGAAACAUCGAAGACGCGACGAGAUUCCCAGGAACCAUUCGAAUGCCUAUGUGUCGAGGAAUUAGCAGUCGAAGAUGAAUUUAAAUCAUGCAAACCCAUGACACUUCAUCCUCCGAUGUACUCAACACGAUGUAAUCAUACUCCAUCAAUUUGGAAUUAUAUAUCACGAUCGAUGAUUGUCGCUGCUAGUUAUUAUCUAUGUUCACUGAUCGCUUUUAUUGGCUCAACGAUAUUUCUACUGAGAAUCAAAUCGUAA
This is a messenger RNA of Adineta ricciae, 1140 nucleotides long. The record is from the annotation of a GenBank genome assembly. NCBI's taxonomy places the organism in Eukaryota, Metazoa, Rotifera, Eurotatoria, Adinetida, Adinetidae.